Molecule: messenger RNA, 669 nt
Organism: Merops nubicus (carmine bee-eater)
Lineage: Eukaryota; Metazoa; Chordata; Aves; Coraciiformes; Meropidae
Gene: CTDSP1
Product: CTD (carboxy-terminal domain, RNA polymerase II, polypeptide A) small phosphatase 1
Exons: 6
Molecular function (GO): RNA polymerase II CTD heptapeptide repeat phosphatase activity
Source: RefSeq, a predicted model, not a curated record
UCCCUCUUCUGCUGUCUGUGCCGGGAUGAGGGCGAGCCCUGCGCUGGCACCACCAGUGCCCCACUGUUGGUGGAGGAGAACGGGGCCCUGCCCAAGGCUGCUGUCAAACACCUCCUGCCCGAGAUCAAGCCGCAGGACGCCAGCAAGCUGUGCGUGGUCAUCGACCUGGAUGAGACACUGGUGCACAGCUCCUUCAAGCCGGUGAACAACGCUGACUUCAUCAUUCCCGUGGAAAUCGAUGGCGUCAUGAACCCUCAUCAGGUGUACGUGCUCAAGCGGCCACACGUGGACGAGUUCCUGCAGCGCAUGGGCGAGCUCUUCGAGUGCGUGCUCUUCACCGCCAGCCUGGCCAAGUACGCCGACCCCGUCGCCGACCUGCUGGAUAAAUGGGGGGCGUUCCGGGCACGGCUCUUCCGGGAAUCCUGCGUCUUCCAUCGCGGCAACUACGUGAAGGACCUGAGCCGCCUGGGCCGCGACCUGCGCCGCAUCAUCAUCGUGGACAACUCCCCCGCAUCCUACAUCUUCCACCCCGAUAAUGCCGUGCCGGUGGCCUCCUGGUUCGAUAACAUGGCGGACACGGAGCUGUUGGAUCUGCUGCCCUUCUUCGAGAGGCUCAGCAAAGUGGAGGACGUGUACGCAGUGCUCAAGAAGCAGCGGACUAACAGCUAG